AUGGCUUCAAAGCACUGGAAGCAACUGAUUGCCGAAAAACGGGAACGACAGGCUGCCACGAUUCCUAAAGAAUGGAUUUUAACUAAUCUUCCACCCAAAGAGGCACUCAACGUUAUUGACUUUCCCGAGAAGAGUGGCCUAUUGACAGAUAAGGAGCUGGAGAUAACUUCGGCGCAUGUAGAGGUCCUUUUAGAGAAAAUAUCAACUGGCAUAUGGUCUUCUGUAGAGGUCACUACUGCCUUUUCCAAACGAGCGAUUAUCGCUCAUCAACUCGUUAAUUGUCUGACCGAGAUAUUUAUUGAAAGGGCUUUGGAAAAAGCAGCAAAGUUAGACGAAUACCUCAAGAGUACCGGAAAGGUUGUCGGUCCUUUACACGGGCUUCCGAUAUCGUUGAAAGAUCAAGUCAGUAUCAAGGGUAUAGAGUCUACUUUAGGCUAUGUUUCUUGGAUCAACCACUAUGCAGAGAAGAACUCUGUUUUAGCUGAUAUUCUUGAAGCAUGUGGAGCUGUUCUAUAUGUGAAGACUAACAUACCCCAGACUCUGAUGUGGCCAGAAACCUUCAAUUACGUCUUUGGUCGUACACUAAACCCUUUCAAUCGCUCUUUGACCUCGGGAGGGUCAUCUGGCGGUGAAGGCGCUCUCAUUGCUCUCAAAGGAAGCCCUUUAGGCAAAUUUUGUGACAUUUCUUUGAUUUCUAUUCGCAUACCCUCCGCUUUCAAUGGACUAUACGGCCUUCGACCUUCUUAUGCACGUGUACCGUACGCUGGGUGUGUAAAUUCCAUGGAGGGUCAAGACUCCGUACCGUCAGUUCUGGGUCCUAUGUCUACCAGCUUAGAGGGUGUAAAGAGUUUUAUGAAAGCUGUGGUAGGGCAAACACCUUGGCUUAAGGACCCUUUGGCAGUCAGAAAGCCAUGGAGUGAGGAAGAAUACCAGCUUAGUGAUCACGGAGGCGACAAAAAGGCUCUGGUUUUUGCAAUCUUAUGGCACGAUGAACUCGUUCUUCCCCAUCCGCCUGUGACCAGAGCUUUGGAACACACCAAGACUGCGUUGAUUGAUGCAGGACAUAAAGUUCUCGAUUGGAAACCACUCAAACAUUCUGAUAUAUAUAGAACGAUUGGCGGGAUCUGGUCUUCCGGCGCAGCUGAAGAUUAUCGUGUGGCUACCCAACCUACCGGAGAGCCUGUUGUGGCAAGCAUGAAACCAGGCGUCGAAGAUCCCGACCAUACUGAUCCGGAGAUUCCUCCCUUCCGGCCGUUGGCUGAUGGUAUAUCUGCAUUCCAACUUUGGCAAAUACAAAAGGAACGCAGGGAUUUACGACAGGAGUAUAUGGAUCACUGGAAUGCGACGGUUAGAUCUACGGGUAGCGGAAGACCCAUUGAUGCAAUUAUUUCCCCAUGUGCGGCGUAUGCAGCUCCUCCCCAUGGCAUGAACAAAUCUGCAAACUAUACUAUGGUCUGGAAUGCGCUUGAUUACACUGCUCUCGUUAUUCCUACUGGUCUUUCCGUUGACCCAGUCUUGGAUGCAAAGAAACCGCCGCACGAGUUCUUCGGCGACCUUGACAAGGCCAACUAUGAAUUUUACGAUCCGGCUACCUUCAAGGACGCUCCGCUCUGUAUACAGGUAGUCGGGAGAACACUUGAAGAGGAAGGAGUGAUUGCAAUGGGCGAAGUCGUUGAUGCUGCGUUGAAAGUAAAGUUUAUGAACUCAAAGCUAUGA
Molecule: messenger RNA, 1716 nt
Organism: Psilocybe cubensis
Lineage: Eukaryota; Fungi; Basidiomycota; Agaricomycetes; Agaricales; Agrocybaceae
Exons: 11
Coding region: 1-1716 (571 amino acids)
Source: RefSeq, a predicted model, not a curated record